Schistosoma turkestanicum is the source of this 13649-nucleotide messenger RNA. NCBI's taxonomy places the organism in Eukaryota, Metazoa, Platyhelminthes, Trematoda, Strigeidida, Schistosomatidae. The record is from the annotation of a GenBank genome assembly.
GGGUCAAGUAGGGUGUGAUUGGUUUGAUUGAACUCGACCUACAAGUUUUUCGAUCUUUCUGUUGAUACAAUUUAUGAGUGAUAAAUUACUACGCCUUGAAGACCCAUUGCUCAACAAUACCUCUGUAUCCAUUAAUAAUGGAAAUAUUGUUAACGGUAGCUCUCCUUUGAAUCAGAAUUCCCACUAUUCGUCACGAAGUUAUUCUAACGACCAUGGUUCAGAAUCUGGAUUUUUGGAAGAUUGUGAUCGUGAUUUCCCCACAAAACCAGUAGUUACUAGACCUACACUAGCUGACAAGCGCAGCAGUACUGUAACUGGAAGUAGCAGCAGUGGCAUUGGUACUAUACCUGGGGGGUCUAUCCGAACUGGGUCCAGUUUCAUAACCUUAAGCUGCCAAGAAAAGGAAAAACGUUCACAUACUUCUCAUGACAGGGAAAAGCCACUGAAGAUGCCUGCCGUAACUCAAGGUCAUUCAAAUGAUAGUCAGAAUAAAUCUAAAGAAUUAUACCGUACUCAAGCAACUGAUUCACAAUUAAUGAGACGUAAAACUUAUGGCAAUUCACGUCCCGGCAGCCCUUCAGUUAGUACAGAUACCAACUCCGAAACUCAUGCUCCAAAUGAAAAUUAUAAUGACCAAUCUGCUUUAUCAAGGUCAAGAAAACGAGCAAGAAGUGAAGUCCCUAGAAUGGGAUCUACUGGUUCAAAUAAUUUAUCAUCGAAUCCUUUACUCAGAUCUGUUAAUGACGAUAAAGAAGACAGCGAAGAUGACGAACGAGUUGCUUUGAAUAAAAGUAAUUCGCGUUCAGAUAUUGACGAAGGCGGAUUUCAUAUUGGCAAUGAUUUCGAUGUAGGCAUUCGUGAUAGACAUCGCCGUCAAACAUACCAACUAAACAACCGCCAGAGGGACUCGUCUGUAGGUGGUUAUACACGAUCGUCUGUGGCGGGUACAUUACCUCGUCGCCAGCGUAUGACAGGUAGUUUAACUCGAGCUACUACUAUCAGUGGUGUUGACCCACAUGGAACUCUGAGAUCUGCAUGUAGACUUGCUCACUCUAUCCGUGCCGGUAUUAUUCCACCUCCACCAUCGGAACCUCCUCCUGCUACACCACUAUCUAGUUCACUAAUGUCCGAACUAGAAUCUAUUGGAUCCAAUCCAGUUUCUGGUCUAAUAAAUCCAUUCGCAUUACAGCUGCAUAAUUCACAACAACAACAACAGGCUUUAGCAGCAGCUGUUGCAGCAGCCAGUGGAUUUCCUCAAGUCCUAUCAGGUGUCAAUCAAAAUAAUUUAGCCAAUUCUUAUAUGUUCAAUCCUGCUUUAUUGAAUGCUGACACGAAUAAACUACUGCAAUUACAACAAGCUAAAUUAAUAGCUCAGCAUCAAGUUGGCUUAGUGGAACAACAAUUACGUCAACAACAACAGCAACAUCAGCAGCAACAACAACUUUUAGCCGCUGCAGCGGCUGCCAACAGUUUAAUGCAAAAUCCCACUAUAAAUGGUAACAAUCUAUCAAACGCCUCAUAUUUUCAAGGUUUCGGCACAUAUGGUCGUACAUCACGACCUGGUUCAACUAUCCCACCUUCUAUGCAGUCAUAUUUAUCCCCGGCAAAUUUAUUAGCUGUCCAGCAGCAGCAACAACAACAACAACAACAGCAGCAAAUAGAUGCAAAUCAAUUAUUACUAAACGAUGCAAAUGUCCAAAUGUCAAACUUGAAUUUUACCGGCUCUCCAUCUGUAAAUUUAUUGAAUUCAGAAUUGAAUGACUCAGCCGGUAUAAACAAAUCGUCCACGGACUGUGGCGGUGGAGGAGGAGGAGGGUCAGGUUCAGUAGUUUAUGAGAACUCCUACAGCCCAUUUAACAAACUUUUAACAAACAGUGUCCUGCCUGCCUCAUCUCUAUGUCAACCCAGUUUACAAUCAUUUAUGACUAGCAAUGCAUCGAAUCCAAAUGAUGCAAUUUAUUUAGGUACUUCACAAAAUGUCUCCAUCAUGAAUGGUACAAUUGGACAUGAUAAUAAUGUUGCUUCUCCACUUGUUCAAACAUUUAUAUCUUCCGUGCAACAAUCUCAACAACAGCAGGGUCGUUCCAAUAACCCCGGUUUAUUUGACUCUACUAGAAGUAUCGAACCAACAUAUUCCACUACGAAUGAUGCUUUACGCGGCAAAUCAAAAUCUCAUUCAGAUCCAGUGGUUGUAGUUGAAAGGAAAUCUAAACGUCAUUGUCCAUGGUAUUACUGGAUUAUUAGUAUACUGAUAUUAGCCUUCCUUCUUGCACUUGUACUAGCUGUAUCUUUUUCAGAAGAGAAAAAACGUUUAGACCAUCGGUUACAAGAACGAUUUGCCCAAGAUCCUGCGAUUAUAGGUCUUUUUAAUCCGAACUCACCUCCAUAUAUUUUAGAACCAAAUAAACCUGUAAAUAUUGUUCUAGAGCCACUGAAAUCAUGGUCAGGUCAAUGGCAUAUGCCUACAGCACGUUACAUACGCUACAAUAUUACAGUAUCUUCGUUAGCCUCAUCGAUUGGUGUCUUUAUGCGUCAUAACACAAUGCCAACCAUUGUACACUACGAUAUAUUUGACAGAAUAACUGGGCAUAAUUUAUUAGCAAAUUCUGGUCGUCAAGAGUUAGGUAGUCGUACAAAACGUGCUGUUCAAUCAACUAAUCGACAUUCAAAGCCUUUAAUUCAUUUAAGUUCAAAAGAUGAAGUACGUGAAACUGGACGUUUGCAUUACUUAGAUGAAGGAAUAUGGUUUCUGGCGCUGGUGAACGAUCAGCCCAGGCGGGAACCGAUCACAUUCGCUAUCGGUGAUGCAGUGAUGCGACGAGGUUGUCCAAACGAUUGCAGUAAUCGCGGUGUAUGUGAUGGUGGUGUUUGCGACUGUGUGAAUGGAUUUAAAGGUCCAGAUUGUUCAAUCGCUGAGCUACCAAAAGUUUGCAGUGGGCAUGGUGAUUAUGCAUCUGGUGCUUGUCGAUGUUAUCCUGAAUGGAAAGGUCAAGAAUGUCAGACAUUGUGGUCUGAAUGUGAAGAUCCCACCUGUUCAGGUAAUGGUCGUUGUGUUGUUGGUGAAUGUCAGUGUUAUGAAGGUUAUGCAGGCAAUUUAUGCCAGACACGUACGUGUAUCUCUUCCAAUUGCUCUGGACAUGGAGUUUGUAUAGAUGGAAAUUGUCGUUGCUUCAAUGGUUGGUCUGGUAUUGGUUGUGAACUACCUGUACCUAAUCAUUUAAUAAAUUCUGAAUUGAUUCAUCCAUCUAAUGGACUGUCUACUACUAGUAAUAUUGCUAGUGGAAAUAAUCACAACAACAAUAAAAUAUCGAACCGAUUAAUGAUGAAAUCAAUGUCUUCUCCUUCUUCGUCGUCAGUAAUGGCUAUGGGCUUAUCAUCUGCACCAGUUAGAUUGCUGUUGGACGCAGCACCAGAACAAGAAUGCACACUCGACUGUGGCUCUCAUGGUGUCUGUGAAUACAUAAACGACUAUGAUCAACCUGUAUGCCGAUGCUUUUCUGGUUGGACUGGUUCCGGAUGUAACACAAAACGAUGCGAUAAUCGAUGUUUUAUAAAUGGACAUUGUGCUAAUGGUAUAUGCAAUUGUAAAGUUGGUUGGAAUGGGAAACAUUGUACAUUAGAUGGUUGCCCAGAUCAUUGUAAUGGACAUGGUCAAUGCAUCAGAAAUCCAACGUCCAAUGCUUAUUAUUGUCAAUGUUCUUCCGGUUGGUCAGGUAGCGCGUGUCAACGUCAAAUUGAAACAAUAUGUGAUGAUGAGAUAGAUAAUGAUCAUGAUGGUCUUGUUGACUGUUUAGACCCUGACUGCUGUACAUCGACACAUUGUGACAGACUUAUCAAACUCGGUCCAACCGCCGGUGGUUUAGCUGCUGAUAACGCUCAACAAAGUUGUGCACAUAGUGAAUCGUUUGAUUAUUAUUUAUUGAUUACGCCUAUUGCACCACUGGACAGUGCAUUUUAUGGUCAGCUAGAAUUCCUUCUAAGACGUGAACGUAUUGUUGUAGAGAACUUCGAUCCAAGACGUAUUUCUGUUGUUCAUGGUGUGGUUCGUCAGUGGGAUGGAACUGUAUUUUGGGGUUGUCGUGUAUCUGAUCGGGCUAAUAUGCAGAAUGGAUAUACACUGACUGAUAAGAAUGGAAGAUUUGACUUACCAGUUGAUGGGGGAACAAUUGUUCAGUUAGAAUUUCUACGUUAUCCAACUGAUCAAUUUUCAGCCAUACACAAUUUGUAUGUACCUGUUAAUCAAAUUGUCAAUAUGGGUGAUUUUUACAUGUUUGAUGCCAAACAAUUAUCAAAUAAUGAUAUUAUUCCCAUAAUGACAGCAAAAAGUACUAUGUCAGGUGAUUUUGGCGGUACACUCAGUCCAUCACCAAUACACGGGGAUCUAUGGAUUAUGAACAGUUUGUUGCCUAAGUUCUCAGAUAAAAAUACAAUCGUAGAAAAUUUAUGUACUAGUGGGCAUGUACAUGACAUAGUUACACUUGGCGGUCCUUAUAUACAAAGCAAUUCGUUAAUGGAUAUUUCAACUGUAUGCUUGGAUGAACAAAAUGUUAUAUGCUUCAGAAACGGAGCAUUGCUAUACAGUAUUCCAAUAAAGGAUACACAGUUACGGCUUAUGUAUCGUUCCGAUCGCACUUUCGGUUACAAACCUGGCAUGUCUAUUUAUCUGUUAGCAUCAAAUCGCGCCCCACCCUUGAAUUUAAAAGAGAUUCACCUUGUAAUUGAUAUUGCUGGUCAGCGUCACAUGAAAAUUCUGGAACCGGAACCCGGUUUACUAAACACCUUUUACUGGAAUAAAACAGAUGGUUACAAUCGCUCUGUUUAUGGUUUAGCUGAAGCUAAAGUAUCUGUUGGUUAUGUGUACACGACCUGUCCACGUAUAUUCUGGGAAUAUCGAGUUGUCCAACUACCGGGUAAUGAAUUGAUCAGUUCAGAUUUAGCUAAUUGGAAUUUGAAUAUUUUACAUACAUACUCGGUUGGCCAUGGGAUUAUUUAUCGCGGUGAUGGUUCACACCUCUACUUGAAACAAACAGAUUGGCAUAUUAGUUUAGUUAUUGGAUUAACUGAACAACGUCGACUACCGAACGACUGUAGUCAAUGUUCACUUAACGAUAAACCAACUCGAAAAUUACCCCUACGUAAUCCGUACUGUUUGCAAACUGAUUCAGUUGGCAAUCUUCUAAUUGGAGAUGGAGGAUUUUUACGUAUUUUAAAUUCAACUAAAUCCGCCGAAGACUACAAAUCUUCCUCACAAUCGUCGUCACUUUUCAGAUCUGAUUCACUAAAUACCCCACUUCAAGAACAAUUGAAGCGCAAUGAUCGUAGAAUGUGGGAAACAAUUAUUGAUUACAAGCUUGACUUUCUUCAGUCUAAUUUUGAUGAAGAUCAAUUGACGGGUUAUUUUAUUGCUGCUCAUCCAAAUUAUUUCUAUCGCACAGACGAUUAUUCCAUGUUGGGGAGUAAUGGAAAUGUUGGUGGAUUAGACUUCUCGACUGGAUUAUUUCUAUCACAUACAAGUAGUAAAAGUAUAUGGUGGCUAAAAACCACUCCGAAUUUAUUACCACAUUUACUUAUUGGAGAAAAUUGUGUUUCAUCCAGCUCUAAAUCUAACAGUAAUUCUGCAUCAUUGUCAUCAGCAGCAUUCAAUUCUCAAGAGUUCUGUGUUAAACAGAAUUUAAAAUCUCCUAAAGGAAUUGUCUCGACACAAACGGAAUUGUAUUUUAUUGAUUCGCAAUCUAUUUGGUCAUUGUCAUUACAACAAACUGGUUCUAAUAUGAUUCCAUCUUCUCGGCUCGUAGUUGGUAAUGAUCCAAACUAUUCAUCGAAUUCAAAGUCACCUGACACAUCGAAUUCAGGGACCAGUAUUCCAAAAACAAAUCCAUCUUCAUCAACACCACCUUGUGAUCGUUCGGUGCCAGGAAAUCAGAUGUUGCUAAAUAAUCCUGAACACUUAGUUUUUAGUUACUUGGAGCAAGCAUUAUACUUUUCAGAUAACAACCUUGUUUAUCGUUACCAUCUAUUUAGUCAAAUGGUAUCAUUAGCAGCUGGACGCCUUAAAGACUGUCCUAUUAAGACAGACGAUUGGAGUUUUGCUCCACUAGCAACACAAGUUGAAUUAGGUAAUAUUCGCGACCUCAGUGUUUCACCUCAGGGUGAUUUGUUUAUUGCAGGACCUCAGCAUGUAUGGAUUCGUCGGUCAAACGAUAAUCGCUUAUAUCCGGUAGCUGGGAUCCACCCUACUCAACACAAACAGUUCAAGGUAGAUGAUGUGAAAGAUUCAAAGAAACGUCAUUCUAGCACUGAUGAAAAUGCGAUGAUGGUUGAUUUAGGAUUAGUCAGUGAAUUUGCAUUUGACAGUAUCAGCAGUAUAGCUGUCAGUUUAUUUGGUGAAGUAUUUGUGGCCGAUAAUUCACAUAAUAGAGUAUAUCGUAUACACUAUCGAUUGCCAGAAAAGUCUGAAACAGGCAACACAUAUCGCAUACUUUACUCACAAACAGAUGAAAUCGAUUCAUUCGGUCCUUAUGGCCAAUUGAUUUCUACUGAGAGUGCUUCCACUCAAAUGAUAUCCCAUAGAUUGGAAUAUCGUAAUAAUGAAAUAAGUGGUUGGCUUUCACAAAUUCGUGGUGAUGAUCAUAGUAUUAAAUUAAGUAUACAUCGUGAUACACAUGGAAAUCUUUUACGCCUUCAAACGCCAACAGGUCGUCUGUACAAUGUGACACUAGAACCUGGUUCUGGACAACGUAUUAGUUCUCUUGUUGAUCCAAUUAACGGAGGUCUAUGGAGAUUUCAUUAUUCAUUCGAUGGUCUUUUAACUCACUUAAAAAGUCCACAGGACUCUUGUUAUACACAAUUUCACUAUGCUCCUGAAUCAGGUCGUUUGUUACACAUUACAUAUCCGAAUGCUAAAUCUAUUGAUGUAACUCGUAUUGUCAGGAGUCAGAUCCCUGUGAAUAUGAGAUCUCAAACACUGGAUGAAGUUUCGAAUCAAAAUACUACACCUAUAAGUUUAAGUGAUGCAGCAAACUCUUUCGAUCAGUUGUCCUCAGUAAUCAUGGUACAAACUACCGAAUCGAAUAAACAUGAAAUGGAAAUAGACUAUGGAGAUCCGAACAAUCUUUGGAAAGUUCGCCUAGCACAGACUUAUCAUAUUCAAAAGGAUCUAUAUGAACCGGUACAAUUGGUUCGACAAAUCACGAUUCCUGGAAAUAAUAUCAGGAAUGCUAUUGAGCAUACAGAUGUAUGGACGUAUCAUUUGAAUGAUCAAAACAAUCCAAAAAUACUUGGUACUGCUGAUACUUUAACAGAUAAUGGGGAAUAUUCCAAUUUCGGUAUCAACUUUGACAGAAAACCACAAGUUUAUCACUUUUUUAAGAAUCAUUUUCGACGCAGCAUUUCAGAACAAAAUUAUCAAUCUAGUUUAGAUUCACGUCUUUCUAAACGUCAAGUGUCCAAUCCUUACUAUAGAAGAUUUACUACUCGGUCUGAUUAUAACAAUAAUAACAAGAAUUAUGAUAAUCUUGAUGAAGAAGUAGACUGGCAUUAUCAGAAGACCCUGACAGUAAACGGACAAAAUCUACUCAAUGUAAAAUUUAAUUGGGCAUUACAAUUAGAAACUUAUCAACACGCUUCAACUGGACACAUUCUUUUACAAAUUGUCUAUAAUGCGAAUUUUCAACCGAUGAUUUUUAAUGCCUCUACAAAUUACUUACAGUCGGCAGGAACAAAUGAAAUGUCUUCUCCAACAAAAUCAGAUCAUAUGCGACCUGCUACAUUGACACUUGCAUACACAAAAACUGGACAUUUAAGUUCAGUUGAGUGGGGAAAUACAAGUUAUCAUUUUUCCUAUGACGUGUUGAAUCGAUUGAAAGCGGCCGAUUUGGGAAGACCUACAGAUCCUUUAUCAUUUCAAUAUGGAAUCCCAAAUAUUCCAUUCCAGCCAACCAUGGUUUCUGUUAGUGGAGCAGGUCUCUACACAUUACUUUAUUCUGACAGAUUUAUUGAUACCAAUGAACAUCAAGAGCCUACGCCAUUAUCAUCAUCAUUCUCAUUAUCAAAAUCGGACUAUGUCGGUCUCGCUGGAGUUAUCACGCCAACUGGUCUUAAACGUCAGUUCACUCGAAUCAAUGGAAUAAAAGUGAACCGUCUGAUGUUCACACCAUGGCUAGAUUCACCUGGUCCUUGGAUAUAUGAAUGGGGAAGUGAUGUUGGUGAUUCCAUGAAAUUCUCAUCAGAUCAUUCGCACUUGCUUCGUUUCAUAUGGCCAAGUAAUUAUAGGCGUAUAUCAAUAUUUCCUAAGCAAAAUUUCAUAAUUUACGAUAAAACAUCAAUUCGAUGGGAUUCUAAUGGACUGAAACAACCAAUUAGUGUAUUAAAUGCUCCACUUGUACAGUUAACUGAUACUGUAUCUGGUUUUCGGCUACAAUAUCAGCGUGUUUUUCAAGGAAACCUGUUACAAUCUUUACAUAUAAAUCACCGACUGCCAGGCAUAAAAGCUGCUCAUCCGAAUCUUGGAGGAAUUCUGAAUGCAAAGUUCACUUAUGGUUAUGACUUGAAUAUGAAUCUUGUCAGCAUUCAUACAUCGUUGUUUGUACGAACUGAUGAAGACGAUUUCGGCAAUACAAUUAAUCCUGAUGAUAAGACAGUAUUGAAUGAAGAAUCAACAACUCGAUUAGAUUCAUUGACUGGUCGUGUAUUAACCAUGAAUGAAUUUACUAUCAAUCAUCAAUCCUCUUCAUUACGUAUAACAUAUAAUUUAAAGAAUAUACAACUUUAUCGUCAAUGGGAUGAUCGUCAACGUAUUAUACAAUGUGUAUUGUAUGCACAUAAUAACAGACGUGAAUUGUUAUAUAACUUGUCAUUAUCAUAUCAACCAAACGCCUUACAAGCAUUACAACAACGUGAGGAACGUGAAGGUCAAGUACCACGAUGGAUCACGUUUAUACAUGGUCCAGGUGGACGUUUAGAAGCUGUGGAUCGUGAGGAAGCUGGCACAAGCUUAAGAUCACAUAGUCAGUUGAUUUACAAUGCUGAAGGACGAAUAGCACAUCUCCGUAUAGCUACAUCAGAUCCUCAGCUACCAUUGAAUGAUCGAUCGGAAUCUGGAUUAACAAGUCGUUCAGAAGAACUACAAUUCAUUUAUGACUCAAGAGGUUUAUUAGCGAGACGAGGCAAUUGGUACUAUAUUUUUGAUGAAGACGGUUUCCUGAUAAAACGUCAUUUACACAACCUUUAUAUUACAGAUCAAUUUGCUUACAAUAGUAAAGGAUUGUUGAUAUGGGCCGAGCGUACAAUUGAUAAAAGUGUUGAUUCAUCCUCCAUCAAUAAUUUUGCUUCAACAUCAUCGUCAUCAUCACCACUGGAUCAAUGGGCUUUAGAAGAUGAUGCAGGUUUAAAGCGGCCUUACUCAGUUCAAUUUAUUUAUGAUUCUGAAGAUCGAUUGAUAGUUGUGCGUGAUACUUUACUUGUACGAGAUUCAGUCCAAUAUUUCUACGCUGAUCCUAAACAUCCUACACAUGUAACGCAUAUUUUUAAUCACGGACGUUUGAAAACGAUCCGACUGUUAUAUGAUCCUAUACAUGGUCAUGUAUUCGCUUUAGAACAGUAUGAUAAUGGUGGUUUAAGUACAAAUAAUGAUAAAACAAACUAUCUAAAUUCUAAUAGUAUUCCAUCUCCAAUGAACUCAGUUGAUGAUAAUCAACUUCAUCAUGAUUCUUCUAAUUCGGCACAAAAACGUGUAUUUUUCAUAAUUACUAACCAUGAAGGUAGUCCAACUGCGGCAUUUUCUGAGAAUGGAAAAUUGGCAUGGGCUGCUGAAUAUUCCGCUACAGGAAGUCGACGUUUAACAUUAUCUAGCCGCAACAAUUUCUUCACACGUGCCCUUAUUGAAGAAGUUGAUUUACCACUGGGUCAGGCCUCGUGUAUUACUGAUUUCCAUACAGGAUUUCUUUUCUGUCCACCAAUUAAUCGUGCAUAUGAUCCUCUGGGUGCAACAUUUACCAGUCCGGAUUGGCGUGGCCUUGUUUCUACCCGACUUCCGAAUGUUAAACGUGAUCCAUCAGUAUUAGAUACUCAUAAAUGGGGUCUGACUGAACAAGAAGCGUUAGGAAUUGGCCCAAACGGUCUCUUUGCAGAACUUCGUAAAGCUAUGACAUCGCCUAGUUGGUGGCUUAGACGGGUUGGUUUCAAUGUGGACAAUUUUAUGAAAACGUUUGAUACGUAUGAAGGAAAUGUAGAUGACAGAAAAAAUUCACCGAAAAAUUCACUGCCUUUAUUUCCGAAUGAUAUGGCAUCCAUACACUCAUUUAGUCGCACUCAUAACCAAGGUUAUAAACAGCUAAAUAGCAAGUUUGAACAUCUUAGUAUGCUGAAGUCUAGUCAGUUGACUCCUGGUGGAUUACAUGGUAGUGGAUUAUCAAGCUUUCUUCUUGACUCAACAGAUGUUAAUGAUGAAAUAUCUUUGGCUCUGAUACCUUCAAACACAAUGUUUGGACCCGAAGUUGGUUUUGUAGUUGACGACGUCAAUGGACUCGUUAAAGUGAUCUUGAUCAAUCAAUCGCAACCAACUAAAACUCGCUUCCAGUCACCAAUCGACGGUUCACUGGGAGCAAAACUAGCCUCUAUACUUGUAUCAGAUACAAACCUUGUAGAUUGGUGGAGUUAUUCUAAAUCAUCCUUCUCCUCUUCCUCUCCAUCAUCAUCAUCGACAACAACAACACAAACAGCAGUACCACACCUCAGUAGUGCGCUGUUCAUUCAAUUAUUUCUAUCAACUAAAAAAGAUUUUCAUUCUACAGUUAAACAAUUAACUGCAUUAGGUUUACAAUUACCAAUGCAUGAUCAUGUUCAUGGCUUCAACUUAACAAUAAUGAAUACAAAUGAAAAAUACAAAGAAUUAUGGAUUACACGAUAUAAUUUACAAUGGAGAAUAAGAUUUUCCAAUUCGCAAUCUCCAUUAUCGCCAACAACAGCUUGGUCUGUGCUAGCUAGUUCAACGAUUGAUGACGCCAAGAAACGUGGUGAGACGUUAGCUUGGUCGAAUGAAGUCAAAUUAAUUCAGCAAUUCAUUUCUACACCCACAUCAAAAAUUGACCAUCUUAAUAUGAAUCAAAACGAUUUUGUCAAUGAUAAACUGACAUCAAAGUAUAUUUUGGGAUUUAAUUACCCAUGGAAUAGGCAUGAAAUCAAUGAACUGGUACAGAAUAACACUGUUACAAAUUUCCAUUGGAUCCCAACAAUAGAUUCUCUACAAUUCUCAUCUUCUCCCUCAUCUCCUGACAGUUCUGCUUUAUGCAGAUUAUAUGACCAUUCUAGCAUGUAUCAGAUACGACCAAAUGUAUUGAAUAAACACAAAGAAAAGGACUUGAAAAACUAAGCAGACAGUUUAUGCUUCACUGUAUAUUCUAAUCAAUACUUUUCAAGGCUGUAAGUUUAAAGCUUCACUGUUGGCCUUACCUUCACACCACAGUCUUCCAUUCCAAUUAAUAUGUAGCGCGAGAUUCAAAGAUAAAAUGUUGUGGUGGAAACUAACACUGUUAAUGCAAAGAAAUAUCUUGCAAUAAUUCUCUUGAUCAUAGUUACAAUCUCUCAUUUUGUGCGAGCAUUUAUUAUUCCACAACCUAUGUUCAACUAUUUCAUCGUCUUUCAUGAUUGUUUCUCCUUCUCCAAAAAUUAACAAUCUACCUAUAUAUAUAUAAUUUUGAAAGAGAAUUACAAAGUGACAGUUUACGAAACAAACAAAAUGCAACUACUAUCCACCCCUGGUAUCUUUAGCAUCAUCGUCUCUACCUGUGAAUUUGUUACUUAAUCAGUGCAAAUAUUUUCUUCUUCUUUAUAUAUAUUCCUUCUGCGCUGAAUGAAUGUGUUCGCUGUAACCACAACCCGUACUCAUAUAGUGUGUAUAUGCUUUUUUGUUCUGAAAAACCUUUUUUUUGAACAGCAACAAUGUUUUUAUUCAUAGUCAUAAUAACGAUGAUGAUGUUGUUGUUGCUGUCUCCAUGUUCUCCUGGCAUUCAUUCAUAGCCUAAAAAAAAUAAAAAGUUGUUUCCAGUGAUUUCAUUUCAUUGAGAUCUCUUGUUGUACAACUAGAGAGUUCUCUCUUUUAAUAGUUUUAGUAAUGCGCUGUGCUCUAUGAUGAACACGCAAUGCAAAUUGAUAUUUUUUUAUUGAAACAAUUGUCAUUAUAAUUAUUGGAAAAUUAAUUGAUUUAAUUUUAUUGUUAUUGUUUUAAUGACGGCAUUGUAUUUUAAUUAUUCACUGAAGUAGUAGUAUAUGUUGAUAUGCUAAAUUGUAUUCACUUGUUUUGUUUUGUUUGGUUUUUUUUAAUAAUUACCGACCCUUGGUAAAUAUCACAGAAAGCAGAAACAGAAUAUUUUCUCAUUGUUAAUAAUAAUAAUAUUGUGUACAGUGUUUUGUGCUUGGUCACCUUGUAAUUUCAAGUUAUUUUAUUGAGAUUACUUUACAUUUGAAUGAAUUUUAUGUAAACAAAAAAAAGAAAAAUCAUCUAGGUUUUCGCUUACGGAUUCAUACACAUUCGAGCACCACAGAUGUACACAUGCACGAUACACUAUAGUUGUAUAUAGAGGCUAUGGACAAUGUAAUAAGGAACUUGUUAUGUGGAGUUUUAUCAUGUUUUCUCGAUUUACAUUCUGUUGUUCUUGUGCUAUCGACUACUACUACUACUACUACUACUACCAGUACUACUCAGUAUACAUUACACAAAACUACAUAAGCAGGUAUGUUGUUAAAUGACUACUCUCUUCACUCAUUCAUCUUAUUCUUUCUGAUUUUUUUAUUUUGACAGUCUAUGAAUCCAGGUUUUCAAUUGUAUGAUUUCGAUAGUCGUUAUUUGUACUAAGUUUUUUUCUUUUUUCGUUUUUUUUUUGACUUUUUGCUUAUGCCUACGUACUUGAAUUAUUGAUUACAAAGAGGAUUACUCUAUUUUGUCAAUAUUAUUAUUAUUAUUAUUAUUAUUACAUUGUCACAAGACAGCAGAAUUAAAUAGUAAUGUAAUGUAAAAAGUACUCAUCUCAUGUGUAUAUGUUUUUUGUGUAAUUAGGUACAUACAUGUCUUCUCGAUUUGUGAAUCUAUCUGUACGGUCUGGUUAUCUUAUUUUACUAACCUAUAGUAUACAUGAAAUGUGUAUUUAGAAUAAGUAAGAUCUGCUGUUUUCGGCUUUUGCAGUCUUCUACCUCCUGCUUAUCUUUUUUUUCUUAUCGAAUUUACUUUUCUUAUUGAACAAACGCUAAUUCAUCGCAUCAUAUAUAAUAACAUUUUUAUCGAUGUACACUUUGUUGUAAUAAAUAUAGUCUGCAUGCACUACCAUUAUUAUUAUUAUUAUUAUACACCUUUUAAAAUACUGAAUUAUGAAUGAAUUAACAAUCAUCAUUUCAUUGUCUUAUUGGUUCUUCAUAUUUCUGCUUCUGUUUAUUUUUCAUGCUUGUCUUAGGAAACAAACAAAGAAAGAAUGGAAUUUUAGCUUGUAUGUAUAUCUUGUCUCUCUUAUUUUAAUGUUGGUUUCUAUUCUCUUUGUACUAUUUAUGCGUAUACACUGAUUUUCCGAUGAAUUAUUAUUACUGCUUAUGCAUAUAAACAAAAAAUGUUUUCUCAUUCAAAUAGAUUGCAUAAUUCGUUUGCCAAAUUCUAUCCAACGUGG